This is a messenger RNA of Fundulus heteroclitus (mummichog), 2991 nucleotides long. RefSeq names its product retinoblastoma binding protein 8-like (gene rbbp8nl). Gene Ontology annotation, molecular function: double-stranded DNA binding; double-strand/single-strand DNA junction binding; damaged DNA binding. The transcript has 13 exons. Gene Ontology annotation, cellular component: site of double-strand break. NCBI's taxonomy places the organism in Eukaryota, Metazoa, Chordata, Actinopteri, Cyprinodontiformes, Fundulidae. Bases 30 to 1847 code for a protein of 605 amino acids. Gene Ontology annotation, biological process: double-strand break repair via homologous recombination; DNA double-strand break processing involved in repair via single-strand annealing. The record is from RefSeq and is a predicted model, not a curated record.
GACCAAGUUCAACUCUGAGUGCUGAAGAAAUGGAGAGCUUUAAGGAUCUUCUGCAGAAGCUGCAGGAUGCCCAUGAGCGAGAAGUGGAAGCUUUGCAGGGGAAAGUCAAAGAGCUGUCCAACAAGAAGGGCUGCGACACAAAGCGUAUGGAGGAACUGUUCACCAGAAACCAACAGAUGAAAGAGCAACACAGAUUACUUACGGAGAACAUCAAGACACUGGAAAAUAGACUGAGAGCUGGGCUGUGUGACAGAUGCACAGUAACACAAGAAGUCGCCAAGCAAAGACAGCAGGAAUACGAAGCCUCACGGAUACAGAGCCUCCAGCACAUCUCCCUCCUCGCUGGAGAAAUGACCAACUUGAGAAAAGAGAAUCUUAAACUUAAAGAUGAUGUCGCCAAUUUAAGAGCAGCUCUUGGAAGUCGCAGCGAGCACUCCUUUAACAACAGCAACUCUGUCGACAUGAAACCAAAGAUGUCUCCUGACCUUUCGCCCUCUGGAGCCGUGGCCCUCGUCACCCCAACCAUCACUAGGUCCAACAGCCAGCCAGCAGAUGGGGAUGUAGGGAUAAAAACUGAGGCAGACCACAGGGGUGAAGAAACCGAAUGCAGGCUGUUGAAAGUCACAAACCGAAGCAGUUUUGAAGUAUACAAGCCGCGGUCAACUUCAGCAUCAUCUUCCUGGAAGACAGAACACAAGAUAACUCGAGGUGGCGAGAUGAGUGUUGAAGCACUUGGGCAACAUUCCUCCAUUCAUCCACCACCUUUUCACAAGAUGUCUUCUUCCUCACCAAGUGGAGAGGUGAAACCAAGCAGACCUGUGGUCCACGCUCCCAUUCCCUGUCAUCCCAAAGCGAUCAAGGGUGGCCCUCUCUCUCUGCCCUGGCCCCUAUCUGAAUGCUCAGACUGGCUUUCUGUGGCUGCUCCAGCAACCAGCCCAGUAUUGCAAACCUCUUCCAGCAGGCUUCAUUUGCCACGUUAUCCAAACUUGGUUGCGCCAAUCUCACCAGCCACCACCAGAAGACAUGGUUUUGGUCCUCCAUGGCAAAAGCAGAGUACCCCUCAGCCCCCUAAAGAACCAACAGUAGUGUUCACAUUCAGGAGGAUGCCAGAAAACACAGAGAAUGAAACUAAGCCCCCGGAGAAAAAGGAAAAGCCACCUCCCAAGGCUCAGAAAGUCUCUGAAGAGGAGCUUAGAGACAGCUGUGAUGGGCCUCUGGACCUUUCCGAUCGAGCAAAGUCUAAACCUAACCAACCUGCAAAUGAUGAUAGUCCCAUUGCCUUACAAUGUGAGGGAGGCAUACAGAGGAGCCCUGACAGAAAUGUGAAUACGCAGAAACCAGCAUCAUCACCUUCAGUCAUUGCCCUCCCUUCUUCUUCCUCUACAACAGCAGUCAAACAAGAACAAGAGCCAACCAAUGAUCAUAACCAAGAGGUAAAGGACCAGGAACAAAAUGAAGAGGGGAUUGAUAAAACAGAGCAAAGCAAUGGAAAAAAAGUUCCUGUCCUCACCCUGUCACUACGUCCAGCAGUGGUAAGGUUGGAGUCCAUUACAUCUGCGCUACAGCAAGAUACUAUAUCAUCAAAUGGCAAGAAAAAGUGCCCGUCUAUUGUGAGCCCAUGCGCGUCCUCUGCAUCGUCACAGUCCUCGUCUCCUGCAAACGAGGUAGAGAGCAGCCUGGAUGAGCAGGGAGGCAAGUGUGUGUCAGGUCAAGAGAUCAAGCAGGACUUCAAGAGGAAGAGACCACGUGUUGAGACCGAAACCGACAGAGACUCAGACACAAGCAAAAUCCAUCAGGAGAGAAGAAUCAAAAUUACAGUGAGAACUGAGGAGAGGAGCCCCAGCUAAAGAGGAGGAUGCUGCAUUGAUAUUACAUGCACAUGUUCACAUCAAUGAGUUGUGAACUCAUGGAGGCAGGACGAUAAACUGUAUUCACAGCACUGAAUUAAUCAAACCUUCCUACCUUCUGCAGCAGAAAGGAAGAGUUUUUCUGUAUAUUGUUAAUAUUUUAAAUGUGUAACGCCUAACCAGCUUUCCCUCUCCAGCUCUGCUUUUCUCUCACACAGAACAUGCUCAAAAUAUCUCAUGUAUAAUAUCUUCAUUUACAACUGUAUAUUAAAGUUAGUGUACAAACAUUAACUUUGACCAUCGGACUGUAGUUUCUAAGUGCCGCUAUGUCAACUGGUGAAAUAAGAAUAAGUAUGGUAAGAUUAAACAAAUACAAGUUGAAAGAACGUGAUAGGACCUUAUAACCAUCUGUGGUCUACAGGAAAUAGCAACUGCAGUGUCACAUUGCUUUCAUCUGUGGCCAUAUAUCGAUAAGUGACAUUAGUUGGUUGUUUAGUUAUUAUAACAAAUUAUUUUAAAGUUGUGUUUUGUGUGUUUGUAAGUGUUACUUUUUAGCAUUUAGACAAAGUUGUGUUAAAUAUACUAAGUCAAUAUUAGUUUUGUAUGGUAUGUUGUUGCAUCAUGCUGAAUGUGUAGCAGUUAAUAGUCAACAUAAAACCCAAACCCAUUUUUUGGCUCCAUCUUUUUUUUUAUUUUGAGACAAAACAAAUAUCCAGUGCCACAAAAGUACUUAGUUCCUUACAGAUUUCUUCUGUUCUUGCUGUUUUGUCACACUCAAAUCAUGGAAGAUUUUUUUUUUGCAUAUGACAGUUUUCAAAUGAUGAUUUCACUCAUGAAGGGUUCUCCAAACAAUCCUGGCCUUAUGUAGAAUAUAAUUUCCAGUCCUGGUUAAAUCAUGACUUAACUGUGAUUGAUCACUUUUCGGUUCAGUUUUACUUGCCACAUCCAGGUCCGAUUACUUAGUUGUAGAAUUAAGAAAUCACAUCACUACCGGUAGAAACUGUCUCAUAACAUGAAGAACACGAAAAUGUCUUCAAAACUAACACAUCAUACCCUGAUCUGCAGAAAGGAACUAGUGUUACUGGGCACAUUUUGUAUAAUGUUGAAAAUGUGAUCUAAAUAAAAAAUAAAAACUUAACAGCUU